CCGUUGAGAGGACCAGGGCUCGCGCAUGCGCAUACUUGUCUGCUCGGUCGCAGUUUAGCCGCAGGUCGCUAUCAGAGGGAAGCGUCGCCUCUUCGACCCAAAAAGCUCCGGAGCGCUGCGGGAAAGUAAUGAGGUAGAAAGCCGGACAGAUAACUACACUAACCUCGUGUGGAAAACACCGACAGCCCCGCCGCGAACAUGGACCAGGAGUUUGAGGACAUAGACUCCGAGGGCCGGUGGCAGAUACUCUACUUAGAUAUCAGGAAUCAGUCCCACGAGUGCUCCUACAAGGUGGCCAGAUAUCCAGAGAAUCGCAACCGGAACAGAUACAGAGAUGUCAGUCCAUUCGAUCACAGUCGAGUGAAGCUGGAGAACACAGACAACGACUACAUCAACGCAAGUCUGGUGGUGAUGGAGGAGGCCCAGAGAAGUUACAUAUUGACUCAGGGCCCUCUCAGAAGCACUUGUGGCCAUUUUUGGCUCAUGAUCUGGGAGCAGAAGUCGAAGGCGAUCAUCAUGCUCAACAGGGUCAUAGAGAAAGGCUCAGAGAAGUGUGCUCAGUACUGGCCCACAUCUGAGGAGAGGGAGAUGGCCUUCAGAGACACACGCUUCAUGGUCACACUGUUGUCAGAGGAUACCAAGUCUUACUACACCACCAGAGUGUUGGAGCUGCAGAAUAUUCAUACAGGGGAGAAGAGAGAGAUCUACCACUUUCAUUACACCACAUGGCCCGAUUUCGGUGUCCCAGAAUCCCCGGCGUCCUUCCUAAACUUCCUUUUCAAGGUUCGGGAGUCAAGAGCGCUGGGUGUCGACCACGGACCAGCUGUGGUGCACUGCAGCGCUGGAAUCGGACGCUCAGGGACUUUUUCAUUAGUCGACACAUGUCUCGUCCUGAUGGACAAGAGGAAAGACUCGUCAUCAGUGGACAUCAGAAGCAUUCUGUUGGACAUGAGGAAGUACCGCAUGGGCCUGAUCCAGACCCCUGACCAGCUACGCUUCUCCUACAUGGCCGUGCUUGAGGGAGCCAAGUACAUUAUGGGAGACUCCUCCGUACAGAACCGAUGGCGUGAGUUGUCCAGAGAAGACCAGGAGCCGUCAUCAGAGUCUCGGCUCUCCGCUCAGCCUCAGACAAAAUGUCCGACAGAGCGAUUCAAUGGCAGCCAACGAGGGGGUCAGCUGGAGGAAGGAGGAGACUACAGGCAGGACGCCAAAGUACCUGCACAGUCUCCCUGCAAGGAACAGGAGCUGGAAAGCAGCACAACGCACAAGCGACGCAGAGAAGACAGUAUCUCUAAAUCAGGGACGGCCAAGACACCCCAAAGCAAGCCCAGGACAAAUGAGUCAGAAAAGAAGAGAAAAAGGGCGAAAACCAGCGACUGCUAACCACCUCCACCUGUGGCCACGCGACUACAGCUCUGGCAGCAAAGCCAACAUCGGCAGGGAACUCCAGCUCCCUCCUCUGAAGGAGCUCUGUCCUCCUCUUCCUCGACUCCAAACCACUCUCCUCAUCUCCACCUCAACAGCCAGCUCUCCUCUCUCUUUAUUUUCCAUCGCUUCCCUUUGUGUCUCAUCAAACAGCAUUAUUCAGCCUCCCUUUUCAUUGCAACAUGUCACUCCCACAUCCUCCUCACAGCUUUCCCAUAACUCCUCUUCCUCUCUGAACUGUUUACAGCUGACACUUUAACAUUCUUUGAAGAGCAGACAUUUGAAAAAGACAAACACACCAGCCCCCACGCAGCCCACACCUCAACCGCUACCCUCGCUGCUCCUGGAGUCAGGAAAUUAUUCUUUUGGCUUUAAUAUUUUUAUUUACAGCUUUGUCUCUCGCCAUCUUAAGCUUCUUUGCAAUGACAACAUUAGAACAGAUAAUAGCAGUGGCUAUGCAUUGCCAAUUUGUAACGGUGUUCAUAUGUGUAUUUUUAGAAAACCCUUUUUCAGAGACAAAAAUGAUAAAUGUUCUAUUUUUUAUAAGAGAUUACUUGAAGCUUUUCACAGUGGGGGGGGGGGGUCGGUUAAACGAAAAGCUCCUCCCACAUGAGAAAUUCAGUGGCGUGUAAUGUUUUCAUGAUGUACAUAGUGUUCUUUUUAAAAGAUGUGUGUAAAAUGACUUAUUUUGUUGCUUGUAAAAAACAAAAACAACAAAAGGCACACGAUGUUACAGAUUUGAAUACAGUAGAAAGAUGACUCGUUCUCCUUUUUAAAUGAAUUUGUCUUAAGCUUUUCUCUCUCUUAGAGUAAUCCAAAAAAUAAAACUGGUAUCAUCUAGUUUAUAUAACAAACUGUGUUUCACUGUUUCUUUAACACAAAUCCUCAUCAUAUGUUGUCUUGAGCAGCACCUCAGACCUUGAUCCCUAAAGAAGGAUUUAAAUUAAAGCAGCAAUCAGAGAUUUAGGGCAAUAGACUCUUUAUAUAGUUUUCUGACCAGAUUGAUUGAAGGACUUUUUGGCUAGUCUUCAUUUUCUGACCUGCCUUCAAAGGGCGUUUGAAAGACUUGGUUCUCAAGGUUCAGGUUGGUCUGUCAUUUAGUUUUGAGAGUUAAGGUGAUUAAGUUGGUUUCUGCUCUCUGCUAAAUCCAGCACACAACAAGCUGUAAGAUUGCAAUUUCAGAUUACACUUCAGUUUUUGUACAGCAUUUACUAAAACGCUGUAUGUGAAAGCCAGUAAGGUAAUUUGCCAAAACAUAAAACUAAAGCUCUAUCAGGGAUUUCUUCUAGAUAUUGUGAGAAUUUUGCUUAACUUUUUAAAAGUAAAUCAUUAUUAAUAGCUUAAUCAACACAAGUAUUCUGUUGAGUACAUUUAGGAUGAGGCGUUGGAUUUCCCCUUUUCAGAGCCAAACUUUCAUUUUAUGGUUCCUCAGUCGAGCUGGCAGGACAUUCCUCUCACACGACCAACACGGAAAACCACUCACUUGGCAAAACAGCGGCACAAGGUCAAAGUAUGAAUCACACUUCUGUCUUUCUGUCACCGCGAGGUAAGACGUCAAACAUGUCGUAGAGAGGAAUCAAAUAACAGAGAGGCGGGGCUGCUCGGAAUAAAAUGUGGCAUCUGGCCAACCACUUUCAGUUAAGUAGGUGGAGGCAAGGUCCAGUGACCGUAACACAAACAAAGUCUUUAUCUUUGUGAAGCAUUCAGACUGGAUUUAUGUUAAAAAAAAUUUAUUGGAGAAAAAAAACUUUCAAAUACUGCAAAACUACAAUAUUUCACAAGUGCACAUCUGAGUCAUACCCUGUACAUAAUGUAAUAUUUGUAUAUCUAAGGAAUAUUAUUCAAAUAAAGGAAACUGAUAAGUGUGAAAUUUAA
Messenger RNA from Paralichthys olivaceus (Japanese flounder), 3300 nucleotides. It is a transcript of the gene ptpn2b, whose product is annotated as protein tyrosine phosphatase non-receptor type 2b. Gene Ontology annotation, biological process: negative regulation of receptor signaling pathway via JAK-STAT; peptidyl-tyrosine dephosphorylation; negative regulation of ERK1 and ERK2 cascade. Gene Ontology annotation, cellular component: nucleus; cytoplasm. Lineage: Eukaryota; Metazoa; Chordata; Actinopteri; Pleuronectiformes; Paralichthyidae. Gene Ontology annotation, molecular function: non-membrane spanning protein tyrosine phosphatase activity; protein kinase binding. The record is from RefSeq and is a predicted model, not a curated record.